Penicillium malachiteum is the source of this 837-nucleotide messenger RNA. RefSeq names its product A4/G1 family peptidase. The record is from RefSeq and is a predicted model, not a curated record. Bases 1 to 837 code for a protein of 278 amino acids. The transcript has a single exon. Gene Ontology annotation, biological process: proteolysis. Lineage: Eukaryota; Fungi; Ascomycota; Eurotiomycetes; Eurotiales; Aspergillaceae. Gene Ontology annotation, molecular function: glutamic-type endopeptidase activity.
AUGAAGUUUCAAGUUGUCUCCAUCAUUAUCAGUCGUUUGCUUCUUGUGGAUUCAGUGAUUGCAUUUCCUAUGACUGCUCAGCGCCAGAUACGUCACAAGUCCCGUCAGCUAUCCCGUUCAGUCAACCGAGAGAGUUACCUACCUCAGAUAACCAGCCUCAGUGGGGACAUUAUUCCAGACCACAAUUCCGGCAAUAUAUACAGCAGCAACUGGGCCGGCGCGGUACUAAUUGGCACUAGCUUUACUUCGGUGACCGCACACUUCAUCUUUCCCACCCCAAAAAUUCCACCAGAAGGCUCCACAAGUCAACAGUAUUGCGCCUGCGCAUGGAUCGGCAUUGAUGGACACACUUGCCAUACAGCGAUCCUGCAGACAGGUGUGAGCUUCUGUAUUAGUGGGACCUCUAUCUCUUACCAAGCCUGGUAUGAGUGGUUCCCGGAGCCGGGAGGGUUUUUUGACAAUAUCACCAUCGCUUCAGGCGACAAGAUCAGAGUGACUGACAAUGCUUCAUCGCAGACCUCUGGCACUGCAACUGUUGAGAACCUCACAAACGGAGAUAUUGUGACUCGGGUAUUCAACGGUGCUAUGAGCGGUACUCUGUGUGAGUAUAAUGCUGAAUGGAUUGUUGAGGACUUUUCGGAGAGUGGGAAUCAGGUUCCGUUUGCCGACUUUGGAGCCAUUACAUUCUCAAAUGCCAUUGCUACUGGGGGCGGACUGGUCCUGGGGCCAUCUACUGCCACUCUUAUGGAUUUGAUACAGGACAACACGGUGCUUACCUCAACCUCCCUCACCUCGACUUCCGUCACCUUGGAUAGCAUUACAGUGAGAUAUAUUUAA